Armigeres subalbatus is the source of this 1716-nucleotide messenger RNA. RefSeq lists its product as uncharacterized. The transcript is spliced from 4 exons. Lineage: Eukaryota; Metazoa; Arthropoda; Insecta; Diptera; Culicidae. The record is from RefSeq and is a predicted model, not a curated record. The coding region runs from base 1 to 1716 and encodes 571 amino acids. Gene Ontology annotation, cellular component: membrane. Gene Ontology annotation, molecular function: ligand-gated monoatomic ion channel activity.
AUGGUGGAUGCCAUCAACUUGGGUAGUACGGUUUUUAUCGUGGACGAGAAUGCCGCUCUGACGUUCCUGGACAACUUUAUACCAACGCAUGACGAAGCUAUGUUUAGGAAACCAGAAAAGUUCGUCAUCAUUACUUUCCAAUCCACCAUCGAACCGAAAAUUACCCGUCUUUUGAAAGACAUUCAAAGCCACCCAGCGAUUGAGGAAAUUGCCAACCUUCUGUUGAUUGUGCCUAAAGAAGAUCGGUUUGAAUUUUUGACCCAUAGAUAUGUAGGGAACAGUCCGGAAGCCCUGGAUUUGCUUGUAUUGGAUUCAUAUUUCCCGAGAAAUGGCUCCUAUCUAGAAGGAGUUUCACUUUUUCCAAACAAACUGGUGGAUUUGAUGGGAAAAACAUUUCGACUAGCAUCAUUCUAUCUGCUACCAUGGGUCAUGACUCGUCAAACCGACGAUGGAAUCGUAACCUAUCUGAACCAGUCGUACACAAUCGACGGCCUGGAUGGAUAUUUGCUAGUGUUGUUUUGUCAGUGGUUGAACUGCACCUGGGACCUGAUGAUAGACCAAUACUGGCAAUACGGACAGGUGUUCGAAAACCGUACCGGCAAUGGAAUGGUUGGAGCGUUGGUUGAACGCAAAGCAGAUUUUGCAUUAGCGGCAGUUGGGGCUUGGCAUCAACUUUUUCGUUAUUUCAGUUUUUCGAUACCGAUUCAGUGGAUCGGGAUAACCUGUCUACAGCCAAGACCGCAUUUAAUCGAAUACUGGAAGAUCAUUUUCAUGAUGUUUUCGUCAACAGUCUGGGUUGUUUUGCUGGCAACCUUCAUUGUGAUAUCUCUUUUAGAUUAUUACAUACCGACAGAUAUCGGCAAAUGGUCUCCUAAUCGAAAAGGGUUGACAUGGUGUUUGAUCAAUACGUUUUGCGCUUUUCUUCUUUUGCCUUCAACAAUGCGACGCAAUCGAGCUUCAGAAGUCAUGCUCUCAGUAGCACUGUCUAUCUUCACAUUAAUCGUAGCCUACGUCUACAUUGGAAAAAUUCACAGUAUUCUAGCAAUACCCGUUUACGAUCCACCAAUUGACACCAUUAUUGAUUUCGCCGAAAGUAAGCUUCGCUGGAAUGCUCCGCAUGAAGUUUGGAUGUAUCUUAUUGCCGAAAGUGAAAACCCACAUAUCAAACAGCUUCUAACCAAGUUUAACGUCGCACCGAUCCCGAAGCUGGAAGUAAUCGCUGAUCUCGGCGUUGAACCGAUCGUUAUGGCAAAGCUCCACUUCGGUCACUCCAUGGUCGGCGAGUGGUUCACCGCGGAAAACAUCGAAAACUACCGACUUAUGUCAGAUUUUCUCUACUACGAAUACGACACCGGAUAUGCGACCAAGACGUGGCCACUACUGGGCCGAUUUGAUCAUCUAUCGAUGUGGUACCGGGAUGGAUGUCUGUCGCGCUUUGUCGAACAGAUGGACGUUUUCCGUUACAUGAAUCGACGGGUGCAGACCUCGAUCGAGCACUCGCGAGACCGUCAACCGAACAAACUGAAAGUGAUGGAAGUCGACGAGAUCGAGGGAGGUUUGUUGAUGUUGGGUAUUGGAUAUGCGGUGGCGAUCGUUGCUUUUGUUGGUGAACUGAUUGUAUAUGCAGCGGAGAAGAAGAAAAUUGCCAGACGACUUGCGCAGAAGUGGAUGGUUAUGUCUUUGGGAAAAUUUCGUAUUGACUUAGUUGAAAAUUGA